GAAAUGCCACAAACAACAUGACGUGUUCGCCCAGCUGGAACGCCCGCCCGGCGUCAUUUCCGCCAGUGGAAGACGUUUCAGCCGAAGUUUUACCGAAUUCACGGAAUGGUGAACAACCGGAUUACGGAAGAAGGGCAGGGAGAAGAGUCCUACCGACUAAUAGAGGAUGAUCUCCCUACUCAGCCACACUCUCCCUCCAAAAAGUUCUCUCCUUCCAAGCGAAAACAGUAUUACAUCAACCGUGCCAUCCGUAAUUCUGAGCUGACGCCUCGAGCCAAGGGACGCAAGAGUCUGCAACGCCUUGAGAAUAAUCGUUACCUGAUGACUCUCCUGGAGAGGGAGGAGUAUACCAGUGAGGAAGGGGAAAACAACUGCUCUCGUGCAUCUCCCAGCAUAUUCUCUGAGGCAUGUAACAAUGAGACAUAUGUGGAGAUAUGGAAUGACUUCAUGAACCGUUCUGGAGAGGAACAAGAGAAGGUCAUUCUUUUUCUGGAGCAAAAAGUGAGAAGACCCAGAGAAAGGAAUGACAAGGCGAAAGACAUUAUGACAGAGUACCCUGCAUACACUCCUGAGGAAUGUUAUCGGCGAAUCAGCCGCAGUCUACGUGGUACUUUACGAAAACGCCAGAUUCCCAUGGGGACCUUGGAGUGCCUGGAAGAGGAAAUGCUCUCCUUCUUUUCUGUCAGCCCAGAAUCUGUUUACAUUGCCAUGAUGGAAAAUAGCUACCAGCGCCUCCUGCUGCAUGCUGUUUGCCAGUACAUGGAUUUGGUCUCUGCCAGCUCUGACUUCAAAGGCAAACGUCAGAUGCGUGUGAUAAACAGACACCGGGAGUUUUGUCCCCCAGAGCUGCUACUCUCUUCCUACCUCCAGAUGAGAUGUUGACCAUUUCUAGGACAUUCAAUACUGGAAAGUACUCAGUGGCAUGUUGGUGUUACACUGCUAGUGGCCCUGUCCAUAAAUGCUUUGCAAAUUUUUCUUGUGGGUCACAGCAGCACUGCGCCCUAAGGCAGUGAAAAAAUCACUUAAAAAAAGAAGUCUCUGGCUAGUCUAGUGCUAUAUAGAGGCAUGUUGGUCAUUAUGUGCCAAAUUGUGCAUCUUUGCAGAAAGCUGACAUACUUUUUCUGCAAGUAGGUCUUAUAACUUGCUGCAAACCAGUGUGCAAAGUGAUGAGAGGAAAAAAGAACAAGACCAUGUGUAAUGUAUGAUUGUAAAUAUGAAAAUGUAAUUGACUUCUAAUCAACACGAGCAGUCAAACUCAAAAGGGCUAUCUUUCACAGUGAUGUCACUAAAGCAAAUCCGUGAGCUAUUAUAUUCCUUUUCCUGAUGCUGGUUUACUGGGUAAUGCAUUUUACAGGGACGCUGUCACUUUAUUUUUUCUUACGCGUGUUUUUGCAGAGCUGCUGCACACGUUCAAGUACCGGUCAAAGCACACUGCUAAUAUGUGUGCAGCACUGACAGGUACUAUUGCUAUAGUAUUAACAUUAUUUAUUUUUACCAUUACUAACAACAAUUCAAAGUAAGUUUACAAGGGACAUACCGUAUAUACUCGAGUAUAAGCCGAGUUUUUCAGCCCCCAAAAUAUGCUGAAAAACGCUACCUCGGCUUAUACUCGGGUCAAGCGCAAAAACGGUCGCCGGUGUCUAAGAAUAGUCGCCGGCGUCUAAGAAUAGUCGCCGGCGCCUAAGAAUAGUCGCCGGCGUCUAAGAAGAGUCGCCGGCGCCUAAGAAUAGUCGCCAGCAUCCAAGAAUAGUCACAGGUGUCCAAGAUUAGUCGCAGGCGUCCAAGAAUAGUCUCCAAGAAUAUACACUGGCGUCCAAGAAUGGUCGCCGGCAUCCAAAAACCGAGACGCCGGCACCUCCAAUGGCAGCAGAAACCCUCAAUUUUUUGAUUGAAACUUACC
Xenopus laevis (African clawed frog) is the source of this 1900-nucleotide messenger RNA. RefSeq names its product R3H domain containing 4 S homeolog (gene r3hdm4.S). The transcript has 8 exons. NCBI's taxonomy places the organism in Eukaryota, Metazoa, Chordata, Amphibia, Anura, Pipidae. The record is from RefSeq and is a predicted model, not a curated record. Gene Ontology annotation, molecular function: nucleic acid binding. The coding region runs from base 106 to 882 and encodes 258 amino acids.